This is a messenger RNA of Amaranthus tricolor (Joseph's coat), 956 nucleotides long. RefSeq names its product ribulose bisphosphate carboxylase small subunit, chloroplastic 1-like. The record is from RefSeq and is a predicted model, not a curated record. Bases 247 to 786 code for a protein of 179 amino acids. NCBI's taxonomy places the organism in Eukaryota, Viridiplantae, Streptophyta, Magnoliopsida, Caryophyllales, Amaranthaceae. The transcript has 3 exons.
UGAAUAGUGAUGCCCACACAUUUAAUUGAAAGGCCAAAAAUUCCCCAUAAUCCCAUCCAUAUACCUUACCAAAAUUCAUGACCAUUGAUUCUAGCUUACCAAACUUCAUGACCAUUGAUUCAAUUAAGAUGAGGAAGGUAUGUUACUAUAAAUAGCACCCCAAAGAGUUGCCUAGGCCUCUCACCUCAAGUGGCAAUCACAAACACAAUAAUUUAACUAGGGAGCAAAGACUAAACAACAAAGAAAAUGGCUUCUUCUAUGAUUUCUAACGUUGCGGUCGCAACCACCGCGAUUAGCCAAGCUAGCAUGGUGGCUCCCUUCAAUGGGUUGAAAUCCAUUGCAUCCUUCCCAAUCACUAAAAGGUCUAGCAAUGACUUCUCUUCCCUUCCUAGCAAUGGUGCAAGAGUCCAAUGCAUGCAGGUGUGGCCACCUGUUGGCAAGAAGAAGUUCGAGACCUUGUCGUACCUUCCACCUCUUACUGAGGCGCAAUUGUUGGCUCAAGUUCAAUACCUUCUCAACAAGGGAUGGAUUCCCUGCAUAGAGUUUGAGUUGGAACAUGCAUUUGUAUACCGUGAGAACCACAGGUCACCUGGAUACCAAGAUGGUCGUUACUGGACAAUGUGGAAGUUGCCUAUGUACGGAUGCACUGAUCCGGUCCAGGUCGUGAACGAAGUACAGGAGGCCAAGAAGGCUUACCCUAGCGCCUUCAUCAGGAUCAUCGGGUUCGACAAUGUGCGCCAAGUCCAAUGCGUCAGUUUUAUUGCCUGCAAACCCCAAGGCUACUAAGUUUAUAUUUCAUUUCUUUUUUUUUCAUUUGCUAUUUGUAAGUUCCAUAAUGUAGUCAAUAGAGAUUUCUUCUGAAGAUGUCUCUUUUUUGUCUUUACCAAUGAGUAUCGGCAAAAAAUUUUGAAGAACCGUGUAAGCAAAUUUCCAUUAUAAAGAUUAUAAUUUCAUUA